GACGGGAUAUAUAUCCAGUUCCGCAGAGGGCCGUGCCUCGUGGAACGUCACUCCACGCCCCGACGCCCCGCCCCUAGAGGGCGAGGCAAAAUGGCCGCGGAACUGGCGGCGAGCGGAGUGCUUCCCACAGUGGGCAUUAUGAUUGAUUAGGUUUCUGAUAUCAAGAUCUAUUCCUACGAAGUAAAUUAACAAGCCCACAUUUCUGUGCAAACAUUGAGGAACCAGUUGACACCAUGAAGGUCUUCUGUGGUCGUGCCAAUCCAACCACGGGAUCCCUGGAAUGGCUGGAGGAGGAUGAACACUAUGAUUACCACCAGGAAAUUGCCAGGUCAUCCUAUGCCGAUAUGCUACACGACAAAGACAGAAAUAUAAAAUAUUACCAGGGAAUUCGGGCAGCUGUGAGCAGGGUGAAAGACAAAGGGCAGAAGGCCUUGGUUCUUGACAUUGGCACUGGCACAGGCCUCUUGUCAAUGAUGGCAGUUACUGCAGGGGCUGACUUCUGCUAUGCUAUUGAGGUUUUUAAGCCUAUGGCUGAGGCUGCUGUGAAGAUUGUGGAGAAAAAUGGCUUCAGUGAUAAGAUUAAAGUUAUUAACAAGCAUUCCACUGAGGUGACGGUCGGCCCAGAUGGUGACUUGCCAUGUCGUGCUAACAUUCUGAUCACGGAGCUGUUUGACACAGAACUGAUUGGGGAGGGAGCACUGCCCUCUUAUGAGCAUGCACACAAGCAUCUUGUACAGGAAGACUGUGAAGCAGUGCCUCACAGGGCAACUGUCUAUGCCCAGCUGGUGGAGUCCAGAAGGAUGUGGUCGUGGAACAAGCUGUUUCCCGUCCGUGUUCAGACUAGUCUUGGAGAGCAGGUCAUCAUUCCUCCCUCAGAAUUAGAGAGGUGUCCUGGUGCUCCUUCAGUCUAUGACAUUCAGCUAAACCAGGUGUCAUCUGCUGACUUCACUGUCCUCAGUGAUGUGCUGCCAAUGUUCAGUGUGGACUUCAGCAAGCCAGUCAGCAGCUCGGCAGCGUGCCAUAGCAGACAGUUUGUACCUUUGGUGUCUGGCCAAGCACAAGUGGUCCUCUCCUGGUGGGACAUUGAAAUGGACCCCGAGGGCAAGAUCAAGUGCACCAUGGCGCCCUUUUGGGCACAGACAGAGCCACAGGAGCUUCAGUGGAGGGACCACUGGAUGCAGUGUGUGUACUUCCUGCCACAGGAGGAACCCAUUGUGCAGGGCUUACCCCGAUGCCUGGUAGCCCACCAUGAUGACUACUGUGUGUGGUACAGCCUUCAGAAAACCAGCCCCGAUGCGAAUGACAGCACCUACCAAGUGCGACCUGUGUGUGACUGUCAGGCUCACCUGCUCUGGAACCGGCCUCGGUUUGGAGAAAUUAAUGACCAGGACAGAACUGAUCACUAUGCCCACGCCCUGAGCACUGUACUGGUGCCAGGGAGCAUCUGCCUUUGUGUGAGUGACGGCAGCCUCCUCUCCGUGCUGGCCCAUCACCUUGGAGCAGAGCAGGUGUUUACAGUUGAGAGUUCAGUAGCUUCCUUCAGACUGAUGAAAAGGAUCUUCAAGGUUAACCACCUGGAAGAUAAAAUUAGCGUCAUCAAUAAACGGCCUGAGUUGCUAACUUCUGCAGACCUGGAGGGCAAAAAGGUCUCCCUCCUCCUGGGUGAACCCUUUUUCACCACCAGCCUGCUGCCAUGGCACAAUCUAUACUUCUGGUAUGUCCGUACCUCUGUGGACCAGCACCUAGCACCCGGAGCUGUGGUGAUGCCCCAGGCUGCCUCACUGCAUGCCGUGAUUGUGGAGUUCAGGGACCUGUGGCGGAUCCGGAGUCCUUGUGGUGACUGUGAAGGCUUUGAUGUACACAUCAUGGAUGACAUGGUCAGGCACUCCCUAGAUUUUCGAGAAAGCAGGGAGGCGGAGCCACACCCACUGUGGGAAUACCCCUGCAGAAGCCUCUCUGAGCCUCAAGAGAUCCUGACUUUUAAUUUCCAGAAGCCCAUCCCCCAACAGCCUAUGCAAUCCAAAGGUACAAUGGAGCUGAAGAGACCUGGGAAAAGCCAUGGGGCUGUCCUGUGGAUGGAGUAUCAGCUGACUCCAGACAGCACGGUCAGCACCGGCCUCCUGAACCCUGCAGAAGACAAGAAGGCCAUGCUGACUACCAAGACAGAAAUACAUCUUCAAAUACAACAUAAAUGAGCCCUAUGUCAGAACAGGAAGGCUGGAACUGUGUGUCAGACGACCUGCAUCUCUGUGACUCGAGAACUGGGAACCCUAACUCUGAUUGAGUCAUGCAAGAGGCCCAGGGCAGCCCGGGGUGAGGCAUCUGAGUGCCUGCUGUAGCUCUAACAGGCUCAGUGGAGUCAUGAGCCCUUACUCCCAGCAGAACUGACCCAGCACUUUCCUGCACAGACUGGAACUGAGAAUGAGAGAAACCUGCCCUGGGCCAUAGCCAGGGUCCCUACCAAGCAGCCCCACAAUUGAGUCUCACCAUGGGCAGAAGUGCUGCUGCCCCUGGGGCAGAGAGCGCCAUCUGUAUCAGACCAACAACGAUGCUUCAAAAAACUAUAGAUUCACUUAACGGUGUGGCUUUUAGCUAUAGAACAAAAACUCGACAUGGUAUUUCAGGCUCUGUGGAAGAUAAUGUGUAAUGACCAAAUUACCAUGGUCUAAAACCUCCUCCAACUGAAUCCAAAUUAGCAGAAA
This is a messenger RNA of Mastomys coucha (southern multimammate mouse), 2702 nucleotides long. It is a transcript of the gene Prmt7, whose product is annotated as protein arginine methyltransferase 7. The coding region runs from base 234 to 2195 and encodes 653 amino acids. Gene Ontology annotation, molecular function: protein-arginine N-methyltransferase activity. Lineage: Eukaryota; Metazoa; Chordata; Mammalia; Rodentia; Muridae. Gene Ontology annotation, biological process: peptidyl-arginine methylation. The transcript is spliced from 18 exons. The record is from RefSeq and is a predicted model, not a curated record.